UCCCCGCGAGCGGACGCGGCAGCGCCUCUGUCUCGCUUUUUGUUAUUUUUUCCCCCUUCCCCCCUUUUUUUUUCUCUUUUUCUCCCCCUCCCCCCCCUCACCAUUUCCCCUUGGAGGCGCUUCCCCCGGGCAGGGGCAGAGCCGGUCUCCUCCCCCGCCUCUCCCCGGCCCCCGCCGCCCUAUGGCGAGAGGGCGCCCCCUCCCCAGCCGGGCUCUCGCGGCGGCCGUUGGAGGAGCGGGCCCGGCGGUGGCGGCGGCGGCGGCGGCCUGAGGUCGGAGGGCGUCAUGGAACUAACUCGCUGAUCGGCCCGGCGGCCGCGGCCGUGCUCACACUCGUGCCCCAGCUCCCGCGCCCCUUCCCCCGGACCCCCCUCUUCUCCCUCCUCGGUCGGCCCGGUCCGCCCCCCGCGCGCCGAGGAGGAUGCGGUGGUGACGGGUCCCCGGAUGAGCCCGCGUCCCCGCUACGAGGCCUACAGCUCUGCCGGGCGGAGGAGGAGGAAGAGGAGCCGCAGGUAGCUACAUCAAGCUGGGUGACAGGCAGAUCCAGAGGAUAUCAUGAAGUUCCCAGGGCCUUUGGAAAACCAGAGAUUGUCUUUCCUACUAGAAAAGGCAAUCUCUAGGGAAGCCCAGAUGUGGAAAGUGAAUGUGCCGAAAAUGCCUACAAAUCAGAAUGUUUCUCCGUCCCAGAGAGAUGAAGUGAUUCAAUGGCUGGCCAAACUCAAGUACCAAUUCAACCUUUACCCAGAAACAUUUGCACUGGCCAGCAGUCUUUUGGACAGGUUUUUAGCUACUGUAAAGGCCCAUCCAAAAUACUUGAGUUGUAUUGCAAUCAGCUGUUUUUUCCUAGCUGCCAAGACUAUUGAGGAGGAUGAGAGAAUUCCUGUACUGAAGGUCUUGGCGAGAGACAGUUUCUGUGGCUGUUCUUCUUCUGAAAUUCUAAGGAUGGAGAGAAUUAUUCUGGAUAAAUUGAAUUGGGAUCUUCACACAGCCACACCAUUGGAUUUUCUUCACAUAUUCCAUGCCAUUGCAGUGUCGACUAGGCCUCAGUUACUUUUCAGUUUACCCAAACUGAGCCCAUCUCAGCAUUUGGCAGUCCUUACCAAGCAAUUACUUCACUGUAUGGCCUUCAACCAACUUUUGCAAUUCAAAGGAUCCAUGCUUGCUCUGGCCAUGGUUAGUUUGGAAAUGGAGAAGCUCAUUCCUGAUUGGCUUUCUCUUACAAUUGAAUUGCUUCAGAAAGCACAGAUGGAUAGCUCCCAGUUGAUACACUGUCGGGAGCUUGUGGCACAUCAUCUUUCUACUCUACAGUCUUCCCUGCCUCUAAAUUCCGUUUAUGUCUACCGUCCCCUCAAGCACACCCUGGCGACCUGUGACAAAGGAGUGUUGAGAUUACAUCCCUCCUCUGCCCCAGGCCCAGAUUUCUCCAAGGACAGCAGCAAACCAGAAGUGCCAGUCAGAGGUUCAACAGUCUUAUACCAUCAUCUCCCAGCUGCCAGUGGUGGGUGCAAGCAUGCCUCUGCUAAACGCAAAGUAGAGGAGAUGGAAGUGGAUGACUUCUAUGAUGGAAUCAAACGGCUCUACAAUGAAGAUAAUGCUUCAGAAAAUAUGAGUUCUGUAUGUGGCACUGAUUUAUCAAGGCAAGAGGGACAUGCUUCCCCUUGUCCACCUUUGCAGCCUGUUUCUGUCAUGUAGCUUCAAACUGAGGUAGAUUACUUUGGGAUUGGAAACAUGGAAAACCAGGAAGGGCUAGAUUAUAUAUUACCCUAUCAGGCUGAUAUUUAAAGUGAGCCAGAAAAACAAACACCUGUUUUCUUGUGUGGCUAUAAUUAUAAUUAAACAUUACUUAAGCACUUGAAGAUUAAAAAAAAAAAAAAAAGUAGAAUUCUAAAGAUCCAAGGUUUUUAAAAGGUAAAAAAAAAAAAAAAUUGUUAGCUCCACCCUUUGCUAAAUUGUAAUAUAGACUGCUCCAUGUCAAAAAGUCACAUAUAAUGCUUCUUAAGUUUCAAAUUUCAUAGCUUAGCAGGCCCUGUUCCCAAUGUUCUGAUAUAAUUUUCCUCUUGCUUGCUUCUUUAUUGAAAAUUUAAUGAAUUUUAUGCAUGUUGAUCUAUAGCCUGACCUCCACUGAUUAGGAAAACCCUCAAAAUUAAUUUUUAGCAAUUUAGUGAAUAAGUUAUUUUGGUGUCAGCCCACAUUUAGCUCAUGAUUCAAAUUUACCUGAAAAAGGUACUUAGAAAUUGCCCUAUGUCAAUCAGAGGUGGUAAUAGUAAAAGGAAACACACUACCACAUUGAUUUUUUUUUUUAAAUCUUAAUUUCUAUAGAUGGAAAAGUUUUCAUUUAUUUUAAAAUGAAGUUUAAAAGUGAUUUAUUGAAAUUUUUUGACAAGAUUAUUUGAUAAAGUUAAUAUAUCCAGGUGCUCACCAAAGAAAUGUAAUAACUAGACUUUUCUGUGUUAGUAACUGGUUAAUUUUCACUCAUAAUCAGGAGAGACUGCUGAGAUGUUGCGGCAGCUCUGUGAUUUGGGUCUGUAACGUGUAAUAACAAAACUCAGUGCCCUUGAGUUUUUAUGUUAAGCUGUUAGAAUUUUCUUGAUGUUUCCCCUGCCUCCUCAGCCUGCUUAAAAAUUUUUAUUCUGAACCUGAGCUCCUGUAAAGUCUGAAGGUAUUACAGUCAGAACCAUGUGCUGAUGAUAAAAGCCUCUGGUGUAGCAAUAAAAUGUUGUCCUUAAAACUGUC
Erinaceus europaeus (western European hedgehog) is the source of this 2733-nucleotide messenger RNA. RefSeq names its product cyclin I (gene CCNI). Bases 556 to 1692 code for a protein of 378 amino acids. NCBI's taxonomy places the organism in Eukaryota, Metazoa, Chordata, Mammalia, Eulipotyphla, Erinaceidae. Gene Ontology annotation, molecular function: cyclin-dependent protein serine/threonine kinase regulator activity. The record is from RefSeq and is a predicted model, not a curated record. The transcript is spliced from 7 exons. Gene Ontology annotation, biological process: mitotic cell cycle phase transition; regulation of cyclin-dependent protein serine/threonine kinase activity. Gene Ontology annotation, cellular component: cyclin-dependent protein kinase holoenzyme complex; cytoplasm; nucleus.